ACGGCAACGUUUACUGUUGUUGCCUCCUUAAUGACCUGGACUCAGGCUCAGAGCCACUGCAGAAGCCACUACACUGACCUGGCCAGCGUGAAAAGCUCCACUGACAACGACAAGAUAAAGGCAAUUAAGCCCGCGGAGGAAGCCGUUUGGCUCGGGCUAUUCAGAGACCAGUGGAAGUGGUCCAAUGGAUCCCCGUUGGCAUACACUUACUGGGUGUCCGGACAACCCAAUGGUCCCACUGAGAGCUGUGCUGCCACCCACUUUGACCAGUCUGGAGGCUGGGUGGACUGGAAAUGUCACGAGACUAAAGCUUUCAUCUGCUUCCAUGAUGUUCCUUCUUCAAACCAUGUGGUGAAGAUAAAGCUGGCGGGGAGCUCCACUGUGAACCUGCAGGAUGCUGCUGUGCAGGAAGGCCUGCUGAACCAGCUCAAAGAGAAGCUGCAGAUGCAGGGAGUGACUGCAGACAUCAGACUGGGCUGGAAGCGGCGGCGGGAUGGAAACGUCUUCUACCAGGAGAAGCAGGACGACCAGAACUGAAGCUUGGAGACGGUGGAAAGAAAGUCUGGUUCAAUAAGAACCCAAAACAAUCUUUCAGUGCAAAUUAGAUAUUAUCUACGUAUAGAUGACUUUAUGCAUGGUUACAGGGAUUAUAGCGGCUAACCCUUUGGGCCC
Messenger RNA from Cyprinodon tularosa, 672 nucleotides. Its product is annotated as C-type lectin domain family 17, member A-like. The coding region runs from base 31 to 537 and encodes 168 amino acids. The record is from RefSeq and is a predicted model, not a curated record. NCBI's taxonomy places the organism in Eukaryota, Metazoa, Chordata, Actinopteri, Cyprinodontiformes, Cyprinodontidae. The transcript is spliced from 3 exons.